AUGAGCAAGAUUCCACUCAACCCUGUGCUCGACUUUGGCCCCUCGGUCUGGCCGCUUGUCAACGGACUGGUGGCGGCGACGCCCGGGACGCUCAACCUCGGGCAGGGCUCACCUGACACUGCGCCCGAUUUUGUCGAGGCAGCAGCUGCCGAGGCUGUUCUUGGUGGACUCAAUCAGUACACCGCCUCGCAAGGCCAUCCUCGGCUUGUUGAGGCCAUUGCAGCUGACUACGCGAGCUCGAUGGGCCAGCCUGAUCUGGGCGGAGCCAACGUGGCUGUGGCUGUGGGCGGGUGCGAGGCUCUCUGCGCCUCGUUCUUCGCCCUCAUCACCCCGGGCGCUGGUGACGAGAUCAUCAUCAUGGAGCCUGCCUUUGACUGCUACGACAAGCAGGUGAAGCUUGCUGGCGGACGUCCGGUCUUUGUCCCGCUGGUCCCAGGAUCCGGCGACGCCAACUCUUGGCAGCUCGACAUGGCUGCCGUCGAGGCGGUCACCUCGGACGCCACCCGCGCCAUCGUGGUCACCAACCCGCACAAUCCGCUGGGCAAGGUCUGGUCUCGCACCGAGCUGGAAGCCAUUGCGGCGUAUGCGCAAGCCCACAACGUUGUCGUCAUCUCGGACGAGGUCUACGAUCGCCUUGCUUACGACGCUGAUGCCCCCCACAUCCGCAUGGCCUCUCUCCCGGGCAUGUUCGAGAGAACCCUCACCAUCGGCUCGGCCGGCAAGACCUUUUCGGUCACCGGGUGGAAGAUUGGAUGGGCCGUCGGCCCGGCGCCGCUUGUCAAGCACGUCUGGCUCGCCCGCCAGUGGAUGUCGUUCACCCUCGCCACGCCACUGCAGGAGGCCACCGCCGUCGCCUUUGAGCUCGCCGGUCCGGACGGCAAGCACGCUUCGUACUUUGCCGACUAUGCCGCAGACAUGGACGCCAAGCGCAAGGUUCUCUACGACGGCCUUCUCGCUGCCGGCCUCAACCCGAUCUACCCACGCGGCUCGUACUUUGUCAUGGCCAACAUUGCCCAUCUUGAGCCGUUCCUCCCGCCGCCGCCGGCCGACAGCCCGCCGGCCUCGCUCGACAUGCGCUUCACCGAGUGGCUCAUCGCCGAGCACGGUGUUGCCUGCAUUCCCUGCGGCUGGGCCUUUUACUCAGCCGACCACGCCAAGCUCGGCGCCUCCUACGUCCGCUUCUCCUUUUCGCGCUCGAUGGAUCUUGUCGAGGCCGCCGUUGCCAAGCUGGCACCGCUGGCCGAGCUCGCCGCAACAACUUCGUCGUAG
Messenger RNA from Thecamonas trahens ATCC 50062, 1269 nucleotides. RefSeq names its product cysteine conjugate beta-lyase. The record is from RefSeq and is a predicted model, not a curated record. The transcript has a single exon. Gene Ontology annotation, biological process: biosynthetic process. NCBI's taxonomy places the organism in Eukaryota, Apusomonadida, Apusomonadidae. Gene Ontology annotation, cellular component: cytoplasm; mitochondrion. The coding region runs from base 1 to 1269 and encodes 422 amino acids. Gene Ontology annotation, molecular function: pyridoxal phosphate binding; L-kynurenine:2-oxoglutarate transaminase activity.